Messenger RNA from Nomia melanderi (Alkali bee), 1598 nucleotides. RefSeq names its product electron transfer flavoprotein subunit alpha wal (gene wal). Gene Ontology annotation, cellular component: mitochondrion. The record is from RefSeq and is a predicted model, not a curated record. Gene Ontology annotation, molecular function: flavin adenine dinucleotide binding; electron transfer activity. Gene Ontology annotation, biological process: fatty acid beta-oxidation using acyl-CoA dehydrogenase. Lineage: Eukaryota; Metazoa; Arthropoda; Insecta; Hymenoptera; Halictidae.
AAAUUUGUAACUUUUUAGUAGUUUUAAAAAUUCUAAAAUUAUUUGUUUAUUGCGUUAAUAUUAAAAAUGAUUACCAUAUGUUAUUAAUUUCACAAUAAUUUUUAUAUUCUUACCAUAUCUGAGUUGAAGGAGUAUUCGUAACACACAUUUAUUGCAGUGUACAUACAGCUUAUUAAUGUUAGAUUUAAAAAAAACGAAAUUAUCUAUAUUAAUUUAAACAAUGAUUCAAAAGUUCACUGUUUAAAUGAUUUUAAUGAUUAUUCCUAAAAUACACUUGCUUCGAAUGGUAUACUUCAAUUCGUCAUAAUAUUUAAUAACUUGAUCACAUUUAAAAAAUUUGAAUCCAUUACUCUUGUUUAUACUUGUUAUCAAAUCCUUUAUCAAUCUGUUAAGUUUCUAUAAGACAACGAACGUUGUAGUUGUUAUCCUCUUGUUAAAAGACUUUGGACUUUAGAUACGAAUUAAUUUUAGUCAGUAGUUUAAUAACGAAUUAAGAAGCAUCUGUGUUCAAUUACAAUUGCAAAAAAUGUUUGCCACGUUUUUAAAAACAUCGCGAUUUAGUAACAAAUUUGGUACAUUGGCACGUUAUGAAUCUACAUUGGUUAUUGCUGAACAUAAUAAUGCAUCAGUAUCGCCUGUUACUUGCAAUGCAUUAAGUGCCGCAAAGAAGAUUGGUGGUGAUAUAACUGUAUUAAUCGCUGGAACAAAAUGUGAUCCAGUUGCACAAGCUGUUAGUAAAGCAAAUGGUGUUUCCAGAGUUUUAGUAGCGGAUAAUGAUGUGUUUAAAGGAUUUCUUCCAGAAGUAUUAACUCCACUCAUUAUUGCAACGCAGAAUGAGCACAAAUUUACUCAUAUUAUGGCUGGAGCCACUGCUUUCGGCAAAGCAUUACUACCGAGGGUUGCAGCCAAGUUGGAUGUGUCCCCGAUAAGUGAUAUCAUUGGAAUUAAAGCACCAGACACAUUUGUUCGUACAAUUUAUGCAGGGAAUGCAAUUCAAACUUUAAAGAGCAAAGAUAAUGUAAAAGUACUUUCUGUAAGGGGUACAUCAUUUGAACCAGCACCUUUGGAAGGAGGCAAUGCCAAAUCUGAUCCUGCACCUGCUGGUGAUUAUAAGACCAAUCUGAUUGAGUUCAUUAAACAGGAAUUGACAAAGUCUGACAGACCAGAAUUAACAUCUGCAAAGGCUGUUAUUUCUGGAGGGAGGGGAAUGAAAUCUGGAGACAAUUUUAAAUUGCUGUACGCGUUGGCUGAUAAGCUUAAUGCAGCUGUUGGUGCAUCCCGUGCUGCUGUUGAUGCUGGUUUUGUAUCCAAUGACUUGCAAGUUGGACAAACUGGAAAAAUUGUUGCCCCUGACUUAUAUAUUGCUGUGGGGAUAUCUGGAGCCAUUCAACAUCUUGCUGGUAUGAAAGAUUCGAAAACGAUUGUUGCCAUUAAUAAAGAUCCAGAAGCUCCAAUUUUUCAAGUAGCCGAUUAUGGUCUUGUUGCUGAUCUGUUUAAGGCUGUGCCUGAACUUACAGAGAAACUAUAAAUGUUGAAAAUAUUUUUAUUACAUUUUUAUAAAUCUUAUAUGUAUACACAGAGUUUAUUGAAAACAUAAA